AUGCUGACAGGCACACCAACUAAUACCAUGAUGACAGUCACAUUAACUAAGUACCAUGUGACAAACACAUCAAGUAAUACCAUGAUGACAGAGACUUUAACUAAUACCAUGAUGACAGGCCAUUCAACUAGUACCAGGAUGAUAGACACAUUAACUAGUAUUAUGAUACCAGGGAUAUCAACUAGUGCCAUGGUGACAGGUGCAAAAACUAGAACUAUGAUGACAGUUAAACCAUCUACUUCCAUGAUAACAGUCACAUUAAUCCCUACCAUAAUAAUGGGGAAAUCAACUAGCACAUUGAAGACAAAUAGUACCAUGACAGUCAUUCUAACUAGUACCAUGAUGCCAGACACAUCAUCUAGUACUAUGUUGUCAGGCACAUCAUCUAGUAGCAUGGUGACAGGGGCAUCAAUUAGUAUCAUGAUGAAAGUCACAUCAACUAGUAGCAUGAUGAAAGUCACAGCAACUCGUACCAUGAUGAAAGUCACAUCAACUAGUAGCAUGAUGUCAGGGGCAUCAACUAGUACCAUGAUGACAGGCACAUUAAUUUCAACCAUGAUGAAAGUCACAUCCACUAGUAACAUGAUGACAGCGACAUCAUCUAGUACCAUGAUGACAGGGGCAUCAACUUGA
Messenger RNA from Saccostrea echinata, 633 nucleotides. Its product is annotated as serine-rich adhesin for platelets-like. The transcript is spliced from 2 exons. Bases 1 to 633 code for a protein of 210 amino acids. Lineage: Eukaryota; Metazoa; Mollusca; Bivalvia; Ostreida; Ostreidae. The record is from RefSeq and is a predicted model, not a curated record.